ACAUUGUAUCUCGAGUAUAACGACAAGUAACAUUAAAAAUAAAGCGCGCAUUCAAAUAAAAUUUGUCACAAUGAAGUCAAAGUAUUGUCUCACAAUUCUAUUAUGCAUUUUUGUGUCAGUCCAAGGCAAAAUUAUUUCACGCAUCAUAGGCGGCAAUGACGCUCCUGCCGGGAAAUAUACCUACCAGGCAUUUAUAAAAGUUGGAGACAGCUUUCAAUGUGGAGCCUCCAUCAUUGGCAAACGUUACAUAUUGACAGCAGCUCACUGUGUUUCUGGUCAAAAAACGAAAGAAAUGAAAAUCGUAGUAGGCACGAUUUCACGACUUGAUUAUAAGAACGGAGUAGAGUAUGGUGUGAUUGGUUAUGAAACGCAUCCAGAUUUUCGGUAUCCAAGCAUUGUGGCUCCUAUCAACGACAUAGCCUUAAUUCGUCUAGCAAAGGACAUUGAAUACAACGAAAGAAUACAACCAGUAAGACUCGCUACUAAAGACGAUGAAAAAAAUCUCAAGUCCGCUGUUUUGACAGGCUGGGGAAGUCUCAAGUACAUGGGAGCUUCGCCAGUUACUCUGCAAGAAAUUAACUUGGAAUUCAUGGACCAAGACAAAUGCGCAGAAAAAUGGUUGAGUUACAAAAAAGUUACCAUUGUAGAGAACAACAUUUGUACUCAUUCGCCGAAAGGAGAAGGUGCUUGCAACGGUGAUUCUGGCGGUCCACUGGUCGUCGAUGGUGUGCAAAUUGGUGUUGUCUCUUUCGGUGGUAUGCCAUGCGGAAGAGGCGUUCCCGAUGUAUUCACCAGAGUAUCCAGUUACCUCGAUUGGAUUAAUAGAUUUACCUAUUAGAUAAACAUAAACUGUAGUUUAUAGUAUUUAUUUAUUUAUUGUAGCAGUAAGAUAAACAAAUUAUUUUUUUAAU
Nasonia vitripennis (jewel wasp) is the source of this 911-nucleotide messenger RNA. It is a transcript of the gene SP123, whose product is annotated as serine protease 123. The transcript is spliced from 6 exons. Lineage: Eukaryota; Metazoa; Arthropoda; Insecta; Hymenoptera; Pteromalidae. The record is from RefSeq and is marked validated. Gene Ontology annotation, biological process: proteolysis. The coding region runs from base 71 to 838 and encodes 255 amino acids. Gene Ontology annotation, molecular function: serine-type endopeptidase activity.